CUGCCCACAACAGUUUCCUGUUGUCUGUGAGAAUCAAAUUUAAUCAGACACUUCAAACAUGCAAAGAAGCAGAACCACAUUUCUCAAAUUGUACCUUUCAGCAUGGUUUCCUGAAAAAUUGGAACAAGAAUCUGCAUAAAAAGUAAGAGAUACAAUAGUCAAUUUUAGUUCAAAGCCUAAAUGAUGGAAUUUUUAACUGAACAGUUAUAAUCCAAAGAACAGGAAUCUCAUUGUCUCUCCACCUAUGAAAGCCAUGAAAAAUACAUAAACUUCUGUGCUUUUCCUUCCCAGUUGAGCCAGCCAGUAUUAAUAAUGAAUUUUACUAAUUGCAGUAUUUAUGACAAACUAGAUAAAAGUUUGUUUCCGUGUCUCUAUGGUAUUCUGAUGAUUAUCAGCAUUCCUGCUAAUCUACUAUCACUUUACAUUUCCUGCUGUCAAAUCCAGAAAAAAAGUGAGCUGGGCAUCUAUCUCUUCUGUUUAUCGUUAGCUGACCUAUUAUAUACUAUGACACUACCAUUAUGGAUUUAUUAUGCUCAGAAUGGGGAUGACUGGAAAUUCUCCCUACAGCUUUGCAAAUUAUCUGCUUUUCUCCGAUAUGUAAAUUAUUACACCAGCUCAGGAUUUCUUACCUGCAUCUCCAUGGAUAGGUACUUAGCCAUAGUUCAUCCUUUGAGGUUCCACUCUUUGCGAACAAGAAGAUUUGCCCUGCUGAUGUCCUUUUUAGUUUGGGUUUUUGAAAUAAUGUCAAACGUUCAGAUUUUAUUUAACACUGAAUUCUAUUAUAAAGUUGCAAAUGAAAGCACUCAUACUUUAUGCUAUGACACAUAUCCUCUACAACAAUGGCAAGCUUACUUCAACUAUUACCGCAUCUGUGUGGGGUAUGCAUUCCCAUUAGCUGUCAUGAUCUUCUGCUACGUCAAAAUAUAUCAGGCUGUGAAGCACAAUCAAGCAACUCAAGGCUGUGACAAGAAGAAAAUCAAUCAUUUGUUACUAAGCAUCAUCAUAACCUUUUUUCUUUGCUUUACUCCAUAUCAUAUUGUCCUGCUUCUGCGCAGUAUCUUGGAGUCGCCUGACUGCUCUUAUGUUAAUUAUCUGUUUGUACCUUAUAGAAUUACAACAGCCUUGACAAGCUUAAAUUGUAUAGCCGACCCAAUUCUUUACUGUUUUGUGAAUGAAACUGGAAGAGCAGAUAUCUGGAACAUAUUCAAAUGUGGUUUUUUCGUCAGCCAGACAGAAGCACAGCAAUCCAGUGUUUCACAAAACAGAACCAAAAGGUUUCAGAAUCUGCAGCAUUCAUAUAAUCUAAGAGUAAGUAGCUUGCAUCUUCCAAGUAUUGCUGAACUACACUGGGAGAUAUAAUUCAUCAACCUAUGGAGUGUUGAGGGGUUUCUGUUUUCAAUAUAUCUUUAAUGCUUCAUUCUGGCAAAAUAAAAUGCAAGGAAAGUUUUAUUUGUCCUGGCAUCAACCAAGAGCCAGAUCCAUCUUCAAAUCACAAACAGGAACUACUUAUGAGGAUUUGCAGUUUUUCUAUUUCUCUCUCAGGAAGACGGAAUCUGAAUCAGAAGAAAGCCCCAUUCUAUCACUCUUUGCUGCUUUCAUUAAAAACCGUUGCAUAAAUUGUAAACUGAAGCUAUAUGUUUGGGAUGGACUUACGGUUUGUGUUUACUAUGCUAUGAAACUAAAGUAUUUGGCUCUUAAAAAUGCUUAUAUAUUGUGCUAUAUCAUUGUAUAAAAAAUUAUGAAAUUAAAUUGAAAGAUAUUACUAUUCAACUAUUUUGAGGCAUAAUCGGCUUUUCCAAUUAGGGGACCUCCAGACAUUCUGGACUUCAAUUUUGUGUAUGCUUUGAAAUUAAACUCUCUUCAUUUCAAUAUUUGAAUAUUCUUUAAAAGAAUGCUUUGUCAGGUAUGUAAAUUUCAAUAUGUAAAAUGGCAAUAAGCCAUACAUCCCUCUCUUAAGACAUGCUAGUAAUUUCACUGAAGGAUCAGUUCCUAAAUUCUAGCUUUUUGAAAAGCCUUUAUAUAUACAUUGCAGAAAAACAAUGCUGUACCUAAGGAGACUAAUUCUAUAAUGCUAUCAUGAGAGUUAUUUGGAGAAGGGAUACACUAAUCAUUGUAUUUUGAGAUCUACAUGCAAGAUCAACAGACAGCUGGGGGGGCAGCUCAUAAAAAUUGGGAGGGGAUAAUUGGAUUGCAAAAAACUUCCUUUCUCAAUGCAUUCUCUAACUUAAUUUAGAUCGUCAAGAGACUAUAAUUGACAUAUUAAAAAGGCAUCAAGCCUGCAAUGCAGUACUGGGGUUAAGAGCUGUUAUCACUGGUUAUGUGUUUAGCCCAUUGCUGAUUUCUUGAACAAGCCUCUUCCUUAUCCCUGUUACAGCCUGUUCACCUGGAUUCACUAAGCAUUUCAGUGGGCACACUAGCCUCCAUUGCCUUAUUUUGUAGGAGUCAACUUGGCAAAUAAAGGACAUUGGCAAUAACAAGGAGAAGUCAAUAAUCUACUUGUGACUGUAAAAGAAUUCCUAAAAUAAAUUCUCCUGGGAGAAUUUGGCGGUUUCCUCCCAGAGGGACCCAUGGCAGGAUGAAUUGGAGCCACAAGAUUUGGUUACUAAGUGUUUCUGCUUUUCUCAAAAUAAAACUGGGAACUUCCAAUUCUUUGACCCUUUAAAAAAGCCCAGCAUAUUUACAAGAGACUAAAUUUACAAGAGACUUUUCAGAUUAAAUAUAUGACAACAUGCCACAUGGUCAUUCUAGUAAGCAUCAGAGAAAGCUGAGCAUCUCUCUGCAAAAAGUUGCAUCCUGCACUUUUUAAUAAUUAAUUUUCAUAUAUUUAAAUUGAAAUGAAAUUGGAAGAAAUCACUCAACUGUCCAUUUCCAUUUGCUCCUAAGCAAUCUGUCAAUAUCUGAGGGAAAAAAUAUGGAAUCUGAAAAUUGCCAAAUUGGGCAGUAGAAAAACCUCUCUGUCUCUGUCUCUUUCUCUCUCAUCUAUGUAUUUUCUGUCUGUCUGUCUGUCUGUCUGCCUCUCUGUAUAUCUCACUUUUCUGCAUGGGGAGGAAACUGUUAAGUUAAGGUGUUAUCAAAUUAUAGAGAUAUACAAUAAAUGGUGUUGG
Crotalus tigris (Tiger rattlesnake) is the source of this 3104-nucleotide messenger RNA. It is a transcript of the gene GPR65, whose product is annotated as G protein-coupled receptor 65. The transcript has 2 exons. Gene Ontology annotation, molecular function: G protein-coupled receptor activity. Gene Ontology annotation, biological process: G protein-coupled receptor signaling pathway. Bases 313 to 1359 code for a protein of 348 amino acids. The record is from RefSeq and is a predicted model, not a curated record. Lineage: Eukaryota; Metazoa; Chordata; Lepidosauria; Squamata; Viperidae. Gene Ontology annotation, cellular component: membrane.